GAAUUUUAAGACAUUGUGGCGUUUGAGCUUGUUGAAAUUAUAUAAGGGCUGAAAGAUGUCUAACGCUAAAAGGAAAAUGGAGUUCAGCAUUGUCACCCCUUGAGAAUCCAGAUCCUGCUCCAAUGCUGGGAGAUGCCCAGCUGCAGCCAGCAGCGCCUCAGCUCCUGUGAUCCCGAAUCUCUUGCCUUCCAAAAUCCACAUCUCAAGUCUGAUCACUUUAUUCUGCCUGCCAGUACCACAAAUGGCUACCCAGAGAAAGCACUCUGUGAAAGAUUUCAACCCAUAUAUCACCUGCUGCAUCUGUAAAGGGUAUUUGAUCAAGCCAACUACCGUCACUGAGUGCCUCCAUACUUUCUGCAAGAGUUGUAUUGUGCAACACUUUGAAGACAGCAAUGAUUGCCCCAGAUGUGGCAAUCAAGUACAUGAGACCAAUCCAUUAGAAAUGUUACGGCUGGAUAAUACUUUAGAAGAAAUUAUAUUUAAGCUGGUUCCAGGACUUCGAGAGAAAGAAUUGCACCGUGAAGCUGAAUUCUGGAAGAAAAAUAAACCUAUAGAAAAUGGAGGAGAAGAAAAUGCAAAUUCUGAAAAUGCUAAAGAUGGUGAAAAUGGAGAUGAAAACCAAGAAGAUAAAGAUUAUCACAGGAGUGACCCACAGAUUGCUAUUUGUCUGGAUUGUUUACGUAACAAUGGGCAGUCUGGUGAUAAUGUUGUAAAAUGGGAGUAUGAGAACAGUGUGAGAUUAAACAUGCCUUAUCCAGCUUUAGAAAUUGAGAUCACAUUCAACUGA
This is a messenger RNA of Thamnophis sirtalis, 787 nucleotides long. NCBI's taxonomy places the organism in Eukaryota, Metazoa, Chordata, Lepidosauria, Squamata, Natricidae. The record is from RefSeq and is a predicted model, not a curated record.